Molecule: messenger RNA, 1290 nt
Organism: Pseudoliparis swirei
Lineage: Eukaryota; Metazoa; Chordata; Actinopteri; Perciformes; Liparidae
Gene: olig2
Product: oligodendrocyte lineage transcription factor 2
Exons: 2
Coding region: 52-885 (277 amino acids)
Biological process (GO): oligodendrocyte cell fate specification; oligodendrocyte differentiation; regulation of DNA-templated transcription
Molecular function (GO): protein dimerization activity; DNA-binding transcription factor activity
Source: RefSeq, a predicted model, not a curated record
UCACCAUUCGCGCUCGGAAAACACUCUUGCUCACCGUGCUGGACACAGACCAUGGACUCAGAUACGAGCCGCGUGUCGAGCAGACCCUCAUCUCCGGAGGUGGACGACAUCUUCCUCGCCACCCUCAAGAAGUCGGUGCACGGCUUCUCCAGCGCCGUGUCCUCCACGCAGAACGACCACCUGUCCGAGCUCGCCACCCUGCACGGCCUGCACGGCCUGCACAGCCUCUCCGAGGACGACGACGACUCCCUCUCCCUGCGGCUGUCCAAGAAGGACCAAAAGCUGCUGUCGGAGAACGAGCUGCAGACCAUCCGCCUCAAGAUCAACAGCCGCGAGAGGAAGAGGAUGCACGACCUCAACGUGGCCAUGGACGGGCUCCGGGAGGUCAUGCCCUACGCGCACGGGCCGUCGGUGCGCAAGCUCUCCAAAAUCGCCACCCUGCUGCUGGCUAGAAACUACAUCCUGAUGCUGAGCAACUCGCUGGAGGAGAUGAAGCGGCUGGUGAGCGAGUUCUACGGCAGCGGCGGGCACCACGGCGGCUUCCACCCGGCGGCCUGCGGGACUAUGACGCACGCGGGACCCGUGCCGGGACACCCGGUGGUUUCCCACGCCUCGCACCCGGUGGUGCACCACCCGCUCCUCCCGCCGGCCGUCUCCUCCGCGUCGCUGUCCGCGCCCGGCAUCUCCGCCGUGACCUCGGUCAGAGCCCACCACGGACUCCUCAAGGCGCCCGGAGCCGGCGCGGGGCCCCUGGGCAGCAGCUUCCAGCACUGGGGCGUCGGCACCGGGAUGCCGUGCCCGUGCAGCAUGUGCCAAGUCCCGCCUCCGCAUGUGACCAGCAUGAGCGCGGUGCCCCUGCCGAGGCUGUCCGGCGACCCCAAGUGACUCCACACUCGAGGUGGAGACGAACUUGUUCCGGGGGGGUGUUGGUACUGACUCUCUCUCUCUCCCCCACAUUGUGACUCGUUUUAUAUUUAUCUCUGUGGCUGAAUCCGUUACGACGGAGCCGGUAAAGAAUCCAUCGGGUUUUGUUUUUUUGGGGGGUUUUGCAAACUAACUUAGCGUUUUAUGGUAAUUUACCUCACUUGUUUAACAGGCGUGUCUCCACAGAGCUCCUUAUUACUGGACACAAGGCCCGGGCCGUGUGCGCGCGCGCGUGUCUGUGUGUGUCUCCGCAGAUAUUUAAAGAUCAAAUUGAUUUUACUUCUCUCUCCUGUGGGCCCCAAUCCAACCUCAAAUAUAGAGUGUACAUAUGUAGAUGGAUUAUUCAUAUAUUAGAGUCUCGUUACG